Gloeophyllum trabeum ATCC 11539 is the source of this 819-nucleotide messenger RNA. RefSeq lists its product as uncharacterized. The transcript is spliced from 2 exons. The record is from RefSeq and is a predicted model, not a curated record. Bases 1 to 753 code for a protein of 250 amino acids. Lineage: Eukaryota; Fungi; Basidiomycota; Agaricomycetes; Gloeophyllales; Gloeophyllaceae. Gene Ontology annotation, biological process: glutathione metabolic process; L-phenylalanine catabolic process. Gene Ontology annotation, molecular function: glutathione transferase activity; maleylacetoacetate isomerase activity.
AUGUCGGACGUCAUUACUUUCUACGACAUCCCCUCUAUCAAGGGCAUCAGUUGGUCGCCCAACACUUGGAAAACGAGGUUGGCGCUCAACUUCAAGGGUAUCCCGUACAAGACCGUCUGGGUUGAGUACCCUGACAUCGAGGCUCUCUCCAAGGAGAUCGGCGCUGCACCGACUGGCGUAAAGGGCGACGGCAGUCCCAGCUACACUCUUCCGGCCAUCUAUGACCCAAAGACUAAGAAGGCGAUCUCUGACUCGCAAAAUAUCGCCGAAUACCUAGAUGCCACUUACCCCUCGACACCCACGCUCUUCUCGGCAGGCACUCUCACCUUGCAGAUCGCCUUCCAGGAGGCCUUCACGACUGCAGCAUUGGGAAACCUUUUCGCGCCCUUGUUGCAGGAGAGUGGGUUCAUCCUGAACGAGAGGAGUGCUGUCUAUUUUAGGCAGACGAGAGAGGCAACGUACGGGAAGAAGCUGGAGGAGUUUUCGCCUUUGGGCGCUGUUCGAGACGAGCACUGGAAGAAGACUCAGGCCGGCUUCAGCACCGUCGCCGGGUGGAUCCAGAAGAGCGGAGGGCUGUAUGUGAUGGGGGACAAGGCGUCCUAUGCUGACUUGAGCAUCGCUGCGUGGGUUCUGUGGGUGAGGCAGGUUAGGGGAGCAAGCUCUGCUGACUAUCAGAAUAUCUUGACAUGGGAUAGCGGCUUCUGGGGGAAAUACUUGGCGGCAUUGGACAAGUACACGACUCCUGACGCAUGAGCGCUGUAGACCAUUAUUGUUGUAUUACUAUCAAAUCACGAUGCCAUCAUUCGCCAUGAUUUACAA